This is a messenger RNA of Dipodomys ordii (Ord's kangaroo rat), 1146 nucleotides long. RefSeq names its product mucin-5AC-like. The transcript has 4 exons. The annotation marks the transcript as partial. NCBI's taxonomy places the organism in Eukaryota, Metazoa, Chordata, Mammalia, Rodentia, Heteromyidae. The record is from RefSeq and is a predicted model, not a curated record.
AGAAAGUGCCUGGACUACUCGGUGCGGGUGCUGUGCUGCCGGCAGCCCGAGGGCUGCCCCACCACCACGUCUGCCACCCCACCCAGAGCCUCCAUUGAGAGUGUCACUCCUGUGCACACAACCAGCUCCACCUCUGCGCACACAGUCAGUGUCUCCUCUAGACCCCAGACCAGCUCCACCUCUGCGCAUACAGUCAGUGUCUCCUCCAGACCCCAGACCAGCUCCACCUCUGCGCACACAGUCAGUGGCUCCUCUGCGCACACAGUCAGCACCUCCUCCAGACCCCAGACCAGCUCCUCCUCUGCGCACACAGUCAGUACCAGCACCUCCUCUGCGCACACAGUCAGCACCUCCUCCAGACCCCAGACCAGCACCUCCUCUGUGCACACAGUCAGCACCUCCUCCAGACCCCAGAUGAGCUCCUCCUCUGCGCACACAGUCAGUGUCUCCUCCGCGCACACAGUCAGCACCACCUCCUCUCAAAGGCACAGCACCACUUCUGCAUCUACAGCCAGCACAAGACCUGUGUCUACACCGCCACCAAGCCAGUCCUCAGCUGUGCCCCCUGAGUGCCAGCCACAGUGCAACUGGACCAAGUGGUUCAACGUGGACUCCCCUGUCCCCGGGCCUCAUGGAGGGGACGUGGAAACCUACAGCCGCAUCCUCAGGGCGGGAGAGCAGAUCUGCAGUCGCCCCGAGGAGAUCACUCGGCUGCAGUGCCGGGCCGAGAGCUACCCGGAAGCGAGCCUGGAGAGCCUGGGCCAGGUGGUGCUGUGCGACCCUGACGUGGGCCUGCUGUGCCGGAACCAGGACCAGCUGGGGACCCAGAGAAAGUGCCUGGACUACUCGGUGCGGGUGCUGUGCUGCCGGCAGCCCGAGGGCUGCCCCACCACCACGUCUGCCACCCCACCCAGAGCCUCCAUUGAGAGUGUCACUCCUGUGCACACAGUCAGCACCUCCUCCAGACCCCAGACCAGCUCCUCCUCUGCGCACACAGUCAGCACCUCCUCCAGAACUCAGACCAGCUCCUCCUCUGCGCACACAGUCAGCACCUCCUCUGCGCAAACAACCAGCUCCUCCUCUGCGCACACAGUCAGCACCUCCGCCAGACCCCAGACCAGCUCCACCUCUGCGCACACAAUCAGU